Molecule: messenger RNA, 864 nt
Organism: Paramecium sonneborni
Lineage: Eukaryota; Ciliophora; Oligohymenophorea; Peniculida; Parameciidae
Source: the annotation of a GenBank genome assembly
AUGAUAAAAUAACUAUUUAAACUGAGAGUAUUUACAUUUUGCUAAGAGGCUAACUUUGGUUUUAAAAAGGUUAAACUUGAAGAAAAAUAAGAACAUGUAAAUUAAGUCUUUCACAAUGUUGCAAAUAAGUACUAGUUUUAUUUAAAAAAAAAGUUACGAUUUGAUGAAUGAUUUAAUGAGUGUUGGGCUUCAUAGAUGUUGGAAAAAUUCUUUUGUUGAAGAAUUGGGAUCAUUAAAAAAUGGAGACUAAUAAAUUAGAGUAUUAGAUGUUGCAGGUGGAACUGGUGACAUAGCCUUUCGAAUACUUGAAAAACAUAAAGGAAAUAAUUUAUUCAAUGAAAAUCUUAAAAUAACAGUUUUAGAUAUAAAUUAAUCAAUGUUAGAUGUAGGAUAAAAAAGAGCAAAUGAAUUAGGAUACUAAAAUUGUAAUUUUAAUAAAUAAAAAAAAAUUUAGAAAUUGAUUUUGUAUGUGCAAAUGCAGAAGAAUUACCAUUUGAAAAUAAUACUUUUGAUGCUUAUACAAUAGCUUUUGGAAUUAGAAAUGUUCCAAGAAUUCCAAAAGCUAUUGGAGAAGCCCAUAGAGUAUUGAAAUAAGGUGGAAAAUUCUAAUGUUUGGAAUUUAGUAAAGUUCAGAAUCCUGUUUUAUCUUUUUUCAAUUAAUUUUAUUAAUUCAAUUUUAUUCCUACUAUGGGAUAAUUUGUUGCUAAUGAUAGGCAUUCCUAUUAAUAUUUAGUAGAAAGCAUUGAAAAAUUCCAUAGUCAACAAGAUUUAUUAAAAAUGGUUGAGGAAACAGGUUUUAAAUAUGCAGGAUUUAAAAACUAUAUGGAUGGAGUUGUGGCUGUACAUUUUGGAUUUAAAUUAUGA